AUCGUAUCCCUUGUAUUUCAAUGUCCAGAGUGCAGAUGGCCUCUGAGAUAGCUGGCGUUGGGGCUGGUGCCCCCAGUCCUUCGGAAUCCUCUACUUUAUGUGCUUCCAAGACAGAUGAUGCUCUCCCAGAUGGCCUAAGCCCCAAAGACCCUGCCCAGAAACAGAAGAACUCAUCUCCACCGAGUGUAAGUAGCCCAAUGAUAACCAAGGAGAGUAACAGAAAUGCCCAUUUGGAACACCCAGAGCAGAAUCCUGGUUCAUCAGCGAGUGAUACCUCAGCAGCGCACCAGGAGGCUUUAGGAGGAAACUCGGUAGCCACAGCCCUUUGUCUUUCUGGCAGUGGGUCUCAGUCUGAUUUGAAGGACUUGACCAGCCCGGCAGGAGAGGAGGGGGACACAAGCCUCCGGGAGAGCCUUCAUCCAGUCACUCGGUCUCUUAAGGCAGGGUGCCACUCAAAACAACUUGCCUCCAGGAAUUGCUCUGAAGAGAGAGCCCCAGCAGCCUCCAUCCUAAAGGAAGGUAGCAGGGAUGCAGGCUUGGAUUUCCGACCUGUAGUGCCUCCUGCAAAUGGGGUUGAAGGAGUCAGAGUGGAUCAGGAUGAUGAUCAGGAUAGCUCUUCCCCGAAGCUUUCUCAGAACAUUGCUGUACAGACUGACUUUAAGACAGCAGAUUCAGAGGUAAACACAGAUCAAGAUAUUGAAAAGAAUCUGGACAAAAUGAUGACAGAGAGAACCCUGUUGAAGGAACGUUAUCAAGAAGUACUGGACAAGCAGAGGCAGGUGGAGAAUCAGCUUCAAGUGCAAUUAAAGCAGCUUCAGCAAAGGAGAGAAGAAGAAAUGAAGAAUCACCAGGAGAUACUAAAGGCAAUUCAGGAUGUGACCUUAAAGCGGGAAGAAACCAAGAAGAAGAUAGAGAAAGAAAAGAAGGAGUUCUUGCAAAAGGAGCAGGACCUGAAAGCAGAAAUUGAGAAGCUCUGUGAGAAGGGCAGAAGAGAGGUGUGGGAAAUGGAACUGGAUAGACUCAAGACUCAGGAUGGUGAAAUCAAUCGGAAUAUUAUGGAAGAGACAGAGCGGGCCUGGAAGGCUGAGAUCCUGUCACUGGAGAGCCGGAAGGAGUUGCUGGUGUUGAAACUGGAAGAAGCAGAGAAAGAAGCAGAGCUGCAUCUGACUUACCUCAAGUCAACUCCUCCAACACUGGAGACAGUUCGUUCCAAACAGGAGUGGGAGACAAGACUGAAUGGAGUUCGGAUAAUGAAAAAGAAUGUUCGGGACCAGUUUAACAGUCACAUCCAGCUAGUGAGGAAUGGAGCCAAGCUAAGCAGCCUUCCUCAGAUCCCUACCCCGACUUUGCCUCCACCUCCCUCAGAGGCAGAUUUCAUGCUUCAAGUAUUUCAGCCCAGUCCCUCUCUGGCCCCUCGGAUGCCCUUCUCUAUUGGGCAGGUCACAAUGCCUAUGGUUAUGCCCAGUGCAGAUCCUCGUUCUUUGUCUUUUCCAAUCUUGAACCCUGCCCUUUCCCAGUCCAACCAACCAUCCCCGCCUCUUCCUGGCUCACAUGGGAGAAAUAGCCCUGGCUUGGGGUCUCUGGUCAGCCCUCAUGGUCCACACAUGCCUCCUGCUGCCUCCAUCCCGCCUCCCCCAGGCUUGGGCGGUAUUAAAGCUUCUACUGAAACUCCCCGGCCCCAACCAGUAGACAAACUGGAGAAGAUCCUGGAGAAGCUGCUGACUCGGUUCCCACAGUGCAAUAAGGCCCAGAUGACCAACAUUCUUCAGCAGAUCAAGACAGCACGUACCACCAUGGCAGGCCUGACCAUGGAGGAAUUAAUCCAGCUGGUAGCUGCACGGCUGGCAGAGCAUGAACGGGUGGCAGGUACUCAGGUAAGAGGAGCUACAGGGAGAGAAUUUAGAUCUACAGAGAGGUUGAGGAAGAAGCCAACUUCAGAAAAACUGGGAGAAGCAUCAGAGCAAAGGGUAUCUGGUUUGUUCUUUUCAUUGUUAAAGUGAGUGAUUGUGUGUGUG
Phodopus roborovskii (desert hamster) is the source of this 2015-nucleotide messenger RNA. RefSeq names its product ring finger protein 214 (gene Rnf214). The record is from RefSeq and is a predicted model, not a curated record. The transcript has 11 exons. The coding region runs from base 21 to 2000 and encodes 659 amino acids. Gene Ontology annotation, molecular function: ubiquitin-protein transferase activity. Lineage: Eukaryota; Metazoa; Chordata; Mammalia; Rodentia; Cricetidae.